CAAGAAAUAGCGCAAGUAAUGCAGUAUGACAUACAAGGCGAGCGGAUUAUUUUCGCUCAUCCAAAUAAAUUGCCGUCUCAUAUCGAAUACUCUAGAAAAGUUGGUGUCGAACAGAUGACGGUUGACAACGAACUUGAGUUGACGAAAAUUAAGGAAUUAUUCCCAGAAGCAAAGAUAGUGAUACGCAUACGAUGCGACUCGAAAAACUCGCCGGUGUUGUUGGGAGCGAAAUUCGGUUGCGAUCCAUGUGAGGAGGCUGUGUAUUUGAUACAACGCGCGCGAGAUCUCGGCUUAAACUUAUACGGCUUUAGCUUUCACGUUGGUACUCCAUGUUUGGAGAUGAACGCUUACCUCAGAGGCAUCGAAACAUGCAAACAGUUAAUUGCAGUUGCUAAAUCAAUCGGAUGCAACAAUGUAAAGUUGAUUGACAUCGGCGGUGGAUUCUUGAGCAUCUGCGGAGAGGAACUUGACGAG
This is a messenger RNA of Cyphomyrmex costatus, 474 nucleotides long. Its product is annotated as ornithine decarboxylase 2. Lineage: Eukaryota; Metazoa; Arthropoda; Insecta; Hymenoptera; Formicidae. Gene Ontology annotation, cellular component: cytoplasm. The annotation marks the transcript as partial. The record is from RefSeq and is a predicted model, not a curated record. The transcript has 2 exons. Gene Ontology annotation, molecular function: ornithine decarboxylase activity.